Messenger RNA from Diaporthe citri, 540 nucleotides. RefSeq lists its product as uncharacterized. Bases 1 to 540 code for a protein of 179 amino acids. The record is from RefSeq and is a predicted model, not a curated record. NCBI's taxonomy places the organism in Eukaryota, Fungi, Ascomycota, Sordariomycetes, Diaporthales, Diaporthaceae. The transcript is spliced from 3 exons.
AUGGCUAUCAUGUCCCGUCUCCCCGGGCCCAUUUUCGUGGACACAAGCUAUGGCCGACUGGCUGUUCGCUCAGAAGGCUCUGGCAGCCUGCCUCCGGUCCUCUGCAUCCACGGCAACUCCUCGAGCUCUGACAUCUUCCGCCAUACGAUGCCGGGCUACGCAAAGGCGGCCGUCGAGGUCCUGGAGAAGCUUGAGAUUAAGGAGGUUGUUGUGGUCGGCUGGUCGCUGGGCGGGCACAUCGGGACCGAGAUGCUGCCGCUCUUCCCAGGUACGAAGGGCCUGAUGAUGAUCGGCUCGAUGCUGGUGGGCCUCUGGGACAAGCCCCUCGACGACAACCGCACCAGGUGGCACAUGCGAGAGGAUCUCACCGAUGAGGACCUCACCAUGUCCGCCAAGGUCGGCACCGGCGGGCCGUUCGAGCAGUGGAUGGCCGACGCCGCCGCCGUCGAGAUCGUCGGUGGCCAGCACGGCCCGAUGUGGGAGAAGCCCGACGACUUCCUUCCUGCCCUCGAGAGGUUCUUGGCAGAUGUUUCCGCAUAG